UAUGUUCAAGGGAAAGAUUUGGUCGAGAAUCUCAGCAAGCUACCAACAAGUAUGCGUAACUUGCAUACGUGGUACGGUGUUGCCGCAAAGGGAGGGAUGGAGACUAUCAUGGUGCGAGUUAAGGAAGAGCACUACUUCCAAGAAUACUCUGUGAGCGUUGACUUCUCCGAGCUUUUCCAGUUAUACAAUCUUCGGGCCCUCGACAAAUCUAUCGUCAGUUGCUAUUGUCUAUUGAAGAUGCUCGAAUGCAAAAGGGAUGAAAUCAAGGACAUUGGGUUCAUUGACCCGGACACAAUGCAUGUCAAGACCAUAGAAGAACCCCUCUAUAACAGGGAUACACCGGAGACUUUACUAAGGUUUUUGAAGCGACAACGUGACAAAAAGACAAUACUUUGGCCUUACAACUUCCAGUUUCACUUUAUUCUUAUCGUCAUUAAAAUGUACGAAGGAGAAGUUGAAGUCUUUGACUCACUAACCAAAGAGCCUAUACAAUACAAGUCUUGUUUUCUUAUGCUCAAAAGGUAAUUCAAAUUCUUAUCGGUUUUUUUGUUAGUUUCCUGAUAUCAACUGAUUGAUAACUCUUUUGUGCAUUUUCUUUUGUCGGGCAGC
This is a messenger RNA of Lolium perenne, 609 nucleotides long. NCBI's taxonomy places the organism in Eukaryota, Viridiplantae, Streptophyta, Magnoliopsida, Poales, Poaceae. The record is from RefSeq and is a predicted model, not a curated record.